AUGGUUCAGGACACAGCAUCUCAGAAUACCCAAGUUGUUGGAGUUGCGGAACGCCUUGGCAACCUGCUUCUGAACCUACAAGGCCUCAACGCUAAGCAAUGGGGCUCUCUAGACGGUAAUGUACUAUCCUAUGUCUUUUCGCUCUUAUAUUGCUGCAUCGCGGAAUGCUACGAGCUCGAAUCUACUCCGCUAGCAAUGUCGUCGCUACGCGAUGGCCUUACCGCCUGCAAUUUGGCUCUUCAAUGUGUGCAUGUCGCAGUUUUGAUAAAUCAGGACAACAAGAGAUCAGUAUCUUCACAGCAGCAGAAAGUCACGGAGGCCAUAGAAGCAGUGGGCAACAAAAGAUUCAAAAAUGCGGAUGGAAUGAGCCCAGCGAUAUACCAUUCUCAGGCUGUCCUCAAUUUGUUGGACACUCGUGAGCCAGGUGCUGCGGCGGCAUCUGGCGACAUGCAUGUGAGAUUCGGCGGAGGAAACCGUGGUAUUCAAGUCGCUGAGUAUCAUGGAAACAUGGGACACUUAAUCUUUCCUCUCUAG
Molecule: messenger RNA, 534 nt
Organism: Penicillium canescens
Lineage: Eukaryota; Fungi; Ascomycota; Eurotiomycetes; Eurotiales; Aspergillaceae
Exons: 2
Coding region: 1-534 (177 amino acids)
Source: RefSeq, a predicted model, not a curated record